GUCUGACCAAUGGAGUGUUCACCAUCUAUCCUGCUGGAUCCACGUCUGCUGUGCACGUCUUGAGAACAUCCAUCAGCUGACACGUCAGAAAAAGUAUGAGUUUCUGGUGGACAUGGAGGACUUUGAAGGAAACAAAACGUUUGCUCGUUACUCUGCAUUCAGCGUGGAUGCUGAGCAUGACGGUUACGAAUUGAACGUGUCUGGAUUCCACAAUGGGGGCGCCGUCACCUUGGGUCUUCCUCAUGCUCAUCCUCCUGGCUUCUGGGAUGGAGACCUGCAAAGGAGCCUCCCUACCGGUCGACUGCAGCGACAUCCACCACCAAGACAAGAAUCUGUCCAAUGGAGUGUUCACCAUCUAUCCUGCUGGAUCCACGUCUGCUGUGCAGGUGUACUGUGACUUGGAGUCGGAGGGAGGACGCUGGACGGUGUUCCAGAAGAGGAUGGACGGCUCUGUGAACUUCUACAGAGGCUGGGACCAGUACAAGUUGGGCUUCGGGAACGCUGUUGGAGAGUACUGGCUUGGUCUUGAGAACAUCCAUCAGCUGACACGUCUGAAAAAGUACGAGCUUCUGGUGGACAUGGAGGACUUCGAAGGAAACAAAGUGUUUGCUCGUUACUCUGCAUUCAGCGUGGAUGCUGAGUGUGACGGUUAUGAGUUGCACGUGUCUGGAUUCCACAACGGGAGCGCCGGAGAUUCCCUGGGACUUCACAACGGGAGGAAGUUCACCACCUUUGACAAAGACCAAGACAACUUCCCUACAAACUGUGCCAGAAAAUUCCUGGGUGCGUUCUGGUAUCAUAAGUGUUACCGUACAAACCCUAACGGGAUUUACCACUGGGGGGCCGAUGACACCCACUAUGCGGUUGGAGUGGUCUGGGACACCUGGAAGGGUCAUGAGUACUCCCUGAAGACCAUCAGCAUGAAGAUCCGGCCUGUUAAAUGAGCAUGACGCAUAACCAGAGGUGUGUCUCACGUGUAAUCUGAAUGAAGUGUUUCAGCACUCGGGGGAGGUUUGAAGUGAAUAUUUGUAUCUUGACAAUAAAUGAGAAACAAAC
Molecule: messenger RNA, 1056 nt
Organism: Cololabis saira (Pacific saury)
Lineage: Eukaryota; Metazoa; Chordata; Actinopteri; Beloniformes; Belonidae
Product: microfibril-associated glycoprotein 4-like
Exons: 7
Coding region: 213-944 (243 amino acids)
Biological process (GO): elastic fiber assembly
Source: RefSeq, a predicted model, not a curated record